Molecule: messenger RNA, 2906 nt
Organism: Petromyzon marinus (sea lamprey)
Lineage: Eukaryota; Metazoa; Chordata; Hyperoartia; Petromyzontiformes; Petromyzontidae
Source: RefSeq, a predicted model, not a curated record
CACCUCCGACCCCACCCCGUAGGCCCCGCCCUCCCCUUCACCCGGCGUGACAUUGAAAGAGGCUCGCGCGCGCGGGCACGUGAGUCGGCUCACCCACGUGACGCUGCAGGCGCCAUGCUGCGAGUGACGACCCCAGCGGUGCGCUGGGCGAGCCAGGGGCGGUUACUCCGAAACAGCUCGGCCCCGCCGGCGCUACCGCCGCUCCGCCGGCGGUCGGCGGCCUCCCCCGCGGGGGCCGGGCCGGCGGCCGCCGCCGCCGCCGCCGCCGCCGUGACCCCCAACGAGAAGAUCCGGAACAUCGGAAUUUCGGCUCACAUCGACUCGGGCAAGACGACGCUGACGGAGCGCGUGCUGUUCUACACGGGCAAGAUCGCACGCAUGCACGAGGUGAAGGGGAAGGAUGGGGUUGGUGCCGUGAUGGACUCUAUGGAUCUGGAGCGGCAGCGAGGCAUCACCAUCCAGUCAGCAGCAACCUACAGCGAGUGGCGUGGCCACAAUAUCAACAUCAUCGACACGCCUGGCCACGUGGACUUCACGAUCGAGGUGGAGCGAGCGCUGCGUGUGCUGGACGGUGCCGUGCUGGUGCUGUGUGCCGUGGGUGGCGUGCAGUGCCAGACCAUGACGGUGUGUCGCCAGAUGCGCCGGUACCGCGUGCCCUUCGUCACAUUCAUCAACAAGCUGGACCGCCAGGGAGCCGACCCAGCUCGCGCUGUCGCCAUGAUGAGGGCCAAGCUGAACCACAACGUGGCGCUGGUGCAGGCCCCGAUAGGCCUGGGGAGUGAGACGCAGGGCAUCAUCGACCUCAUCCACAACCACGCACUCUACUUCCACGGGGACUACGGGGAGCGUGUGGAGACAGGCCCGGUCCCCGAGGCCCUGCGAGAGGAGACACGCCGUCUCCGCCAGGAGCUGGUGGAGACGGUGGCCGACGUGGACGACGAGCUGGGGGAGAUGUUCUUGCAGGAGUGCCAGCCCAGCGUGACGCAGCUCAAGGCUGCAAUCCGCAGGGCCACGAUGUCUCGCUGCUUCUCCCCGGUGCUGCUGGGCACGGCUCUGAAGAACAAAGGGGUGCAGCCACUGCUGGACGCCCUCGUCGACUUCCUGCCCCACCCCGGGGAGGUCUCCAACUACGCCCUGCAGCAGCAGCAGCAGCAGCAGCAGCAGACGGAGUCUCAGGAAAAGUGCCGUGUGCUGCUGAACCCGGCACGGGACGACACUCACCCCUUCGUAGGCCUGGCCUUCAAACUAGAGGCGGGGCGCUUUGGACAGCUCACGUACAUGCGCGUGUACCAGGGCUGUGUGCGUCGUGGGGAGUACAUGCACAACACACGCACGGGCAAGCGCGUGCGUGUGCAAAGGCUCGUGCGCAUGCACUCCAGCCAGAUGGAGGACAUCGAGGCGGCCUACGCGGGAGACAUCUGUGCACUGUUCGGCAUCGACUGCGCCAGCGGCGACACCUUCUGUAGCAAGUCCAGCACAGACCUCUCCAUGGAGUCGAUUCACAUUCCAGAUCCGGUCAUUUCCAUGUCCAUGAAGCCCACAGACAAGGCCGACCUUGACAAGUUCUCCAAGGGCAUCAAUCGCUUCACGCGUGAGGACCCCACGUUCCGAGUGACCUACGACCCCGAGAGCAAGGAGACCAUCGCCUCGGGCAUGGGGGAGCUGCACCUGGAGAUCUACGCACAGAGGAUGGCGAGUGAGUACGCGUGUCCGUGCGUACAAGGGAAGCCCAAGGUGGCGUUCAGAGAGUCCAUCCUGGCGCCCGUCCACUUCGAGUACACCCACAAGAAACAGUCUGGAGGUGCGGGGCAGUACGGCAAGGUGGUGGGCGAGGUGCAGCCGCUGCCGGCGGAGGACAACACUCGGCUCGAGUUCGCCGAGCGGCUCGUGGGCACCAACAUCCCACGGCAGUUCGUGCCCGCGGUGGAGAAGGGCUUCCGAGCGGCGUGUGAGAAGGGGCCUCUGUCUGGACACAAGAUCUCCGGCCUGCGAUUCGUCCUCACGGACGGCGCUCACCACGCCGUGGACUCGAGUGAAUACGCCUUCAUGCGUGCCGCUGAGGGUGCUGUCAAGCAGGUGAUGAGCGAGGCCAGCGUGGUGCUGCUACAGCCCGUGAUGGCGGUGGAGGUGAACGUGUCUCUCUCUCUCCCUGGUAGUGAUGAACAAGGCCAGCGUGGUGCUGCUACAGCCCGUGAUGGAGGUGAACGUGUCUCUCUCUCUCCCUGGUAGUGAUGAGCGAGGCCAGCGUGGUGCUGCUACAGCCCGUGAUGGCGGUGGAGGUGAACGUGUCUCUCUCUCUCCCUGGUAGUGAUGAACAAGGCCAGCGUGGUGCUGCCCGUGAUGGAGGUGGAGGUGAACGUGUCUCUCUCUCUCUCCCCCUGGUAGUGAUGAACAAGGCCAGCGUGGUGCUGCCCGUGAUGGAGGUGAACGUCUCUCUCUCUCCCUGGUAGUGAUGAACAAGGCCAGCGUGGUGCUGCUACAGCCCGUGAUGGCGGUGGAGGUGAACGUGUCUCUCUCCCCCUGGUAGUGAUGAACAAGGCCAGCGUGGUGCUGCUACAGCCCGUGAUGGCGGUGGAGGUGAACGUGUCUCUCUCUCUCUCCCUGGUAGUGAUGAACAAGGCCAGCGUGGUGCUGCUACAGCCCGUGAUGGCGGUGGAGGUGAACGUGUCUCUCUCUCUCCCCCUGGUAGUGAUGAACAAGGCCAGCGUGGUGCUGCCCGUGAUGGAGGUGAACGUGUCUCUCUCUCUCCCCCUGGUAGUGAUGAGCGAGGCCAGCGUGGUGCUGCUACAGCCCGUGAUGGCGGUGGAGGUGAACGUGUCUCUCUCUCUCCCUGGUAGUGAUGAGCGAGGCCAGCGUGGUGCUGCUACAGCCCGUGAUGGAGGUGAACGUGUCUCUCUCUCUCUCUC